Messenger RNA from Sporothrix schenckii 1099-18, 453 nucleotides. RefSeq lists its product as uncharacterized. Lineage: Eukaryota; Fungi; Ascomycota; Sordariomycetes; Ophiostomatales; Ophiostomataceae. The transcript has a single exon. The coding region runs from base 1 to 453 and encodes 150 amino acids. The record is from RefSeq and is a predicted model, not a curated record.
AUGGCUGCUCAUGGUCUCUCCUUGCACAAGACUGCACGCCCGGUUGCUGGCUGGAAAAGGUUGGGACAUCGAUCACCGCGGCGUCGCAUGGCGAGCACAAGCCGCUCAAGUCACCUGGUUGCCGGCCUUGCGUAUGAAACAGCCCCCGCUGCAGAGUUCCGUGCAUUCUCUCAAAAAGCCACAAGAUGCAUGUUGUAUGCGAGGGGCAACUCGUCGUCCUGCUUCGCGACCCCAAUGAUACACGCAGAUGUUGGUUCGUCGAGCUCUGGCCUCCUUCACCAACACCCCGUUGUCGGCGGCCUGGCCACGUUGAAGAUGUUCUUUGUGGCCGUCUGUGGCGAUUCGUGCCAAUGCGUUGACAGUCUGGGUCUGUUCGCACAUGCAGGCAAGUCCAUGCGAUGCAACAGCGAGAAGGAUGGAAUGUUCAGUGCGUUCUGCAAGACGGGAAAAUGA